Molecule: messenger RNA, 2738 nt
Organism: Chinchilla lanigera (long-tailed chinchilla)
Lineage: Eukaryota; Metazoa; Chordata; Mammalia; Rodentia; Chinchillidae
Gene: Ssc4d
Product: scavenger receptor cysteine rich family, 4 domains
Exons: 11
Coding region: 276-2003 (575 amino acids)
Cellular component (GO): membrane
Source: RefSeq, a predicted model, not a curated record
GCAGGCCCGGCAGGCCACCUCCGCCCUGCCCUGCUGUGGCCUCCCUCUACCCCUAAGGUCGGGUGGGGACAGGCUGGGGUCAGCAGUCAGCUCCAUGGACAGGGACCUGCCUCUGCUCACCUGCCAGCUUUGGAAAGAGAAGAAGAAAGGUUGGUGUUGAUUUGCACUUGGGGGAUCCUUCCCUGGCCUCAACUUCCGAUUCCAGCUUGGACUGACUCCCGGAGGGACAGAAUAUUUCCCCAGAUGUUCCAGCUGUGACCCUGCCCACCCCCUUGAUGGGACCGUCUGAAAGGCCGUCCGCUGGCUGGGUGCACAAGGAAGCAGAGAUUCGAAUCAGAAUCCUCGGGCCCCAGGUGGAUGAGAUGAGCAGGGGCUGGAGACCUGAGGAUGGGGGUGCUGCCCCUUCGCCCCUGCCCCCAGCCCUGUCCUUCCUCCUCCUCCUGCCUCUGGCCAGCGCCCUGCAGCCCACUCUGCUGCCCUUGCCAGAGUUGAGGCUGGUGGGGGGCCCAAGCCGCUGCCGCGGGCGCCUAGAGGUCCUGCACAGUGGCUCCUGGGGCAGCGUCUGUGACGAUGACUGGGACGUGGUGGAUGCCAAUGUGGUGUGUCGUCAGCUGGGCUGUGGCCUGGCACUGCCCGUGCCGAGACCCCUCGCCUUUGGCCAGGGCAGGGGCCCCAUCCUGCUGGACAACGUGGAAUGCCGUGGGCAAGAGGCGGCGCUGAGCGAGUGUGGCAGCCGGGGCUGGGGUGUCCACAACUGCUUCCACUACGAGGACGUGGCCGUCCUGUGUGACGAAUUCUUGCCCACCCAGCCACCAGCAAGGAAGAAGUUAAUCAGCAGAGCGCCCCCUACAACUCCUCAGAAUGGGAAAGGCGAGGGCAGUGUGCGCCUAGUUGGGGGCACGGGCCCGUGUCAGGGCCGAGUGGAGAUCCUGCACGGCGGCCUGUGGGGCACGGUGUGCGACGAUGACUGGGGGCUGCCGGACGCCGCCGUGGUUUGCCGCCAGCUGGGCUGCGGAACGGUCUUGGCCGCCACCACCAACGCCUUCUUCGGUUAUGGCACGGGGCACAUCCUGCUGGACAACGUGCACUGCGAAGGCAGCGAGCCCCGCCUGGCCGCUUGUCAGAGCCUUGGCUGGGGCGUGCACAACUGCGGCCACCACGAGGACGCGGGCGCGCACUGCGCAGUCCUGGGCCCCCCAACUCUCACAGCACUGCCACCCUCGGCCACAAGAGAGGAUGGGUCCUGGCACACAGAGCCAGCAGCUACAGGAGCUGGUGCUCAGCCCUCCGGGGAGCCCACACUGCUCACCACGGCGGCCUGGGCCGCGGGGAGCCGCGGCCGCGUGGAGGUGCUGUACGCCGGGGGUUGGGGCACCGUGUGCGACGAUGACUGGGACUUCGCGGACGCGCGCGUGGCCUGCCGCGAGGCGGGAUGCGGGCCUGCGCUGGGCGCCACGGGCCUCGGCCACUUCGGCUACGGCCGCGGCCCCGUACUGCUGGACAACGUGGGCUGUGCGGGCACCGAGGCCCGCCUGAGCGACUGCUUCCACCUGGGCUGGGGCCAGCACAACUGCGGCCACCACGAGGACGCCGGCGCGCUCUGCGUAGGCCCGGAAGAGCUGGGAUUCCAAGUCCAGCAGGAUGGUUCUGAGACCACCCGGGUGCCCACUCCUCGGCCCAGGGAUGGGCACCUGCGUCUGGCCAGUGGAGUCCACCGGUGCGAGGGCCGCGUGGAGCUCUUCCUAGGGCAGCGGUGGGGUACCAUUUGUGAUGAUGCCUGGGACCUGAGAGCGGCCAGUGUCCUGUGCCGCCAGCUGGGCUGUGGCCAGGCCCUGGCAGCCCCUGGCGAGGCCCACUUUGGCCCAGGCCGAGGCCCCAUCCUCCUGGAUAAUGUCAAGUGCCGCGGGGAUGAGAGCACCCUGCUGCUCUGCUCCCACAUCCGCUGGGACGCCCACAACUGUGACCACAGUGAGGAUGCCAGCGUCCUGUGCCAGCUGUCAUGACCCAGCUGGCUCUGCAGACCACCUCUUUGGGGAGCCAAGUGUCACCUGGUCCUCCUCUUCCAGGAAGCCCUCUUUCUCCAGGAAGUUGUCCUCCACUAGGAGGGCCUCCUCCUGUGACUUUUGCAGUUCAAGCAGCCCCUCUUUCCCCGUGCCUAGAAGAGAGACUGCCCAGGCAGCGUGGUCCUGCACGGGGACCUGUACCCCAUCGACUUCAUUAUGUGACCUCAGCCUUUCAUCAGCUGUUGAGGGCCCUGCAUCUGACAGCCCAUGCAGCCAAUACAGAAAAUAGAGGAGAGCAGAUCAACUCUUCUCUUCCUGAGCGCUCCUAUUCCAGCACUCCUGACCCUCCCUACCUGGAUCCUGACCCAGGGGGCUCAGUGGCUCUCUGCAAAUGGGGUUCUCCCCUUCCCCUCGCCUAUCUUGGGAGCCACAAGAAGAGGUAGGCAAGAGGGACGCACAGCCCUCCCCUUAGACUCUCAGGAGCUGUGGAAGAACCUGGGUCGUCGCCCUGCCCCUCCCUGUGAGGGCCUGGACUCAGAUGGUGCUCAGCUGGACAAGGGGGCUGGAGGGGCCAAAGCAGGGACAGCAGUCCCUCCCUGCAGCUGGAACCAGCAUCUGACUUCUACUCCCCCACCACAGAGCCUCCACUUUGCAAUGGCAAAGAAGCCUGGGGCCUGUAGCCACCCGUUCAUAGGUGCCAAGUCAAUAAAGCAUUGUCCCCGUCUUUUCACUGAG